Peronospora matthiolae is the source of this 1314-nucleotide messenger RNA. The record is from the annotation of a GenBank genome assembly. Lineage: Eukaryota; Oomycota; Peronosporomycetes; Peronosporales; Peronosporaceae.
AUGAUCUACUACAGCAACCGGCGGUUAUGGCGCCUGCUGCUGCACGCCCACGGCUCGUCCAUCGCCCGAUCGUCCACUCUCAGUCGCGCCGCUGUCGUCGUCGCCCUGUCGACUGCCUUGACGCUCUCAGUGCAGCAGCCGAAAGAGCCCGUUCCCUCGACGUCCAGAAAAGAAGCACUAAACCAGCACCUGCUGCUUGGCGCCUCUAGUUUCCUCGCUGUUCUCGUCAGUCUGCGGCUCUUUAGUGCGUUGCGCCAAUGGCAAAAGGGCGUCACGACCGUCAGUGCGCUCGCUGAUGCCGCGCGCACGCUCAUGGCAACGACCUGCGCCUUCGUCCACUUCUCCCGCAAAGGCGCGGCGACUGACCGCGGGGUCCAGCUCCGCACCAAGUGCCAGUUCCUCCGCGACGUCAAGCGGUACAUUCUGCUGUACGUGACGUUGAUGUUUCACGAAUGUAACCGAUGCGACGCGUCGGUGGAAGUGCGUGCGUUGCUGACGCCGACAGAAGCAGAGGAGCUGCUGAGUACCGACAUUUUGACCCUCGGUGACUGCACGUGGAACCGGGAGCGCAAUGCCGUCGGCUCGGCCAAUAAGAUGCGCGCAGCGAUCGUCGAGCUCUGGCUCCGACGGACGAUGAACAGAGCACGGAGGAAGAGCUACGUGACAGGGGAACAGGCCAUGGAGCUCAAUCAAAUCGUCUCGACGUUGUCGCAGCUGUACACGAGGAUCUUCAAUCUGUGCAAUGUACCCAUUGCCUUCAACUUGGCACAGUGUCUACAUGUGUGCUACAUCGGGUACUUGCUGCUUAUGGGUGCUGUGUUGACACCCGUGAUGGGCUUGAUGGCUUCGCUGUGCGUGGGCAUUGCCGCGGUGCUGCUGAUGGCACUGGACAAUGUGGCUUCCUCUAUUGAAUGUCCCUUUGGUGUCGAUGCAAACGAUGUGGACCUCGAAGCACGCAUCUUGUGUAUCCAAGACGAGCUCAAGGUGAUAUUGCAGGCUCAUUUUCAUUCCGUUGGCCACGUCGACUUGUUCAAGGAGCAAGACCGCAUGGCGUCGCUGUCGUCUCUUCUUUCAGUAGACAUCGAUACUGUAAGUCGAGGUCGCACGCGACACGAGUCAGUAUCGUCGUCCUACUCGUCAACCGAACGCCCGUCGCAGUAUACCGCGCCAUCGUCAAUGUCGGCCACUGAUCGAGCCGUGUUGCUCUCAACAGCCCAUUCAGAUGCUUACGGUACGAUUGCAGAAGCCGAUGAUGAAUUGGCAAGCCCACCGGCAAUGCACGGGUCGGAUGAUCACGCGCAUGUUGCUGUCUAG